ACGAAUAAAUGUACAUUGCUCUGAGCGAACAGAGUAACUAGCAAAUAGCACCACUUGACAUAUGUCCUAUGUGUGUGGCUCAGACUCAAAUAAAAAAACACUUCACACACAUUGACACCACUUCAAGUGCAUAUUCAGAGGCAGUUGAUUGGUUUUGGAUCAUUGAAUUAUUAGCACAGUAAGCAUUGAUCAAAUGCUCAAAUCACAACGCAAAUAAAAAGAAGGAACAAAGUGGAAACGUUGUUGUUGGAAGUGAAGUGAUUAUUAUGGAGAUGUCUCUGCAGCUAAACUGCAAAACGGUGUUUCCCUACAGAGGCGGUGAUUGUGUUUCUGGCGUAUUACCUCGUCGUCAUUCAGUAACGUUUACGAGUGGUUACAUAUGUUCACCGUGCAAAGCAGGUUGGGGUGUUUCGUUCUUCCGUGCCAGUGCAGAUUUUUCUCGGAAGAGGCAACAGAAGAAGGUGCCAGUUGCAAGGACCAAGGGCACUGCUGGAAAGGGUUUUGUCCCAAGCAAAAAGAGUACAAGAGUGAAGAAGGGAGACACGUUAACUUCAGUAGUGAGUGAGGUUUCAGGGGGUGAUAAAAAGCAAACAGUUGAUGUCAAUGUUGAUGCUGAUAAAGAAGGGGAACUUGAAUUCUCCCAAGAGGAGAAGUUUGAGGCUGUAGAUAGAAUUGACGAAAUUGUCAGGGAUGUGGGGGAGUUAUCGUUGUUAGAUGAGACGGCGGGGGAGUUAUUAUUGUUGGAUGAGAGCAAUGAAGCUAAUAUUUCUGUAAUUGAUGAGGAUGAUGAGGUUCUUGAGUUGCGGAAGGAGGAGAUUCCUUACAAUGGAGGUGUUGGGAUUGUUGAAGGUUCUUCGGAAGAAGGUUUGUUUGACCGUGCACGAAUUGAUGAAAAUGUUAAAGAAACAGAUACUGAUGGUGAAAUAACUGAGGAAGCUGUUGAGGAAUCAAGCAGUGCUGCUGAUGAUAGAAUAAAUGAGGAAGCUGCUAGGCUGUUGAAGUUAGAGUUGGAAGCAAAUCAGCGCAGGCAGGAGAUAGAGAGGAUUGCAGAGGAAAAACUUUCACAAGGGAUGAAGCUGUUUGUAUAUCCUCCUGUGGUUAAACCUGAUCAAGAUAUAGAACUUUUCCUUAACAAGAACCUUUCAACACUAAGUGAGGAGCCAGACAUUCUGAUCAUGGGGGCAUUCAAUGAUUGGAAGUGGAAAUCUUUUUCCAUUAGGUUGAAUAAGUCACAUCUCAAGGGAGAUUGGUGGUCUUGCCAAUUAUAUGUGCCAAAAGAAGCCUACAAGGUAGACUUUGUGUUCUUCAAUGAACAAAAUGUCUAUGACAAUAAUGACCAAAAAGACUUCUGCAUACCCGUUGAUGGAGGAAUGGAUGCAUUAGCAUUUGAAGAUUUCUUGCUUGAGGAGAAACGUAAAGAAUUAGAAGAACUUGCUUGGGCACAAGCUGAAAGGGAAAGACAAGCUGAAGAGCAAAGGCGAAUGGAGGCAGACAGAGCUGCAAAGGAAGAGGACAGGGCACGGGCGAAGGCGGAGGUUGGAAGAAUGCGAGAAACAUUGCCACAAUUGUUGAAAAAUGCUGUAAAGUCCAUUGAUAAUGUUUGGUAUAUUGAACCUAGUGAAUUCAAAGGCAAUGAAUUGAUCAGAUUAUAUUAUAACAGAAGCUCAGGUCCUCUUGCAAAUGCUAAUGAAAUAUGGAUUCAUGGUGGGCACAAUAAUUGGAAGUAUGGAUUAUCAAUCGUUGAAAGGCUUGUCAAGUCUGUUCUAAAAGGAGGUGAAUGGUGGUAUGCUGAUGUUGUUGUACCUGACCAAGCUCUUGUCCUGGAUUGGGUCUUUGCUGAUGGUCCACCUAAGAAGGCAGUUGUAUAUGAUAACAAUCGUAAACAAGAUUUCCAUGCCAUUGUCCCUAUGGCUAUACCUGAUGAACAGUAUUGGGUUGAGGAAGAGCAGCAGAUAUACAGAAAAUUUCAGGAGGAAAGGAGGUUAAGAGAGGAAGCGAUACGUGCAAAGGCUGGAAAAACAGCACAGAUGAAAGCUGAAACAAAGGAAAGAACUCUGAAAAGAUUUUUGCUUUCUCAAAAGCAUAUUGUAUUCACUGACCCUCUUGAUGUUCAAGCAGGGAGCACAGUGACAGUAUUCUAUAACCCCUCCAACACAAAUCUGAAUGGCAAACCUGAGGUUUGGUUUAGAUGUUCAUUUAAUCGUUGGUCUCACCGUAAUGGUCCAUUGCCACCUCAGAGAAUGUUACCUGCUGAGAAUGGCACUCACGUCAAAGCCUCUGUUAAGGUUCCACUGGAUGCAUACAUGAUGGACUUUGUAUUCUCUGAGAGUGAACAUGGUGGAGUUUUUGAUAACAAAUUCGGAAUGGAUUAUCACAUACCAGUUUUUGGAGGUAUUGUAAAGGAACCACCUUUGCAUAUCAUCCAUAUUGCUGUGGAGAUGGCCCCAAUUGCAAAAGUUGGAGGCCUUGGUGAUGUUGUUACUAGUCUAUCCCGGGCUGUUCAGGAUUUAAAUCACAAUGUGGACAUCAUUCUUCCAAAGUAUGACUGCUUGAACCUUAGCAAUCAUCAUUGGCAUGCAUGGCUCCCAAUGCAGGUAAAGGAUUUUGACUAUCACAAAAGCUAUUCCUGGGGAGGGACUGAAAUAAAAGUAUGGCAUGGAAAAGUUGAAGGCCUCUCUGUCUACUUUUUGGAGCCUCAAAAUGGAUUCUUUCAGGUUGGCUGUGUAUAUGGUCGUGGGAAUGAUGGAGAGAGAUUUGGUUUUUUUUGUCAUGCCGCUCUCGAGUUUCUACUCCAAAGUGGAUUUCAUCCUGAUAUCAUCCACUGCCAUGAUUGGUCAAGUGCUCCGGCUGCUUGGCUAUUUAAAGACAACUAUGCACAUUAUGGUCUUAGUAAAGCACGAGUUGUCUUCACAAUUCAUAACCUUGAAUUUGGAGCCCAUUCCAUUGGAAAAGCUAUGGCACAUGCUGACAAAGCUACAACUGUCUCCCCCACAUAUUCAAGAGAGAUUGCUGGUAAUCCUUUAAUUGCUCCUCAUCUUCACAAGUUCCAUGGUAUAAUAAAUGGAAUCGACCCAGAUAUAUGGGACCCGUAUAAUGAUAAAUUCAUUCCUGAAUCAUACUCAUCAAAAAAUGUUGUUGAAGGAAAAAGAGCUUCCAAGGAAGCCUUGCAACAAAGGCUUAGUUUAAAAAAAGCUGAUCUUCCUUUAGUGGGAAUUAUUACUCGAUUGACUCAUCAGAAAGGAAUCCAUCUCAUCAAACAUGCCAUAUGGCGCACCCUAGAACGUGGUGGACAGGUUGUAUUACUUGGUUCAGCUCCAGAUCCUCGUAUCCAAAAUGAUUUUGUGAAUUUGGCCAAUGAAUUGCAUUCUGCUCAUCAUGAUCGUGCUAGACUUUGCCUUGCAUAUGAUGAGCCUCUUUCACACUUGAUAUAUGCUGGUGCUGAUUUCAUUCUAGUUCCUUCAAUCUUUGAGCCAUGUGGACUCACUCAACUCACAGCAAUGAGAUAUGGUUCAGUACCUGUUGUUCGAAAAACUGGAGGACUUUACGAUACAGUAUUUGACGUUGAUCAUGAUAAGGAUAGAGCACAAGCACAAGGUCUUGAGCCAAAUGGAUUUAGUUUUGAUGGAGCUGAUACUGGAGGUGUUGAUUAUGCUCUCAAUAGGGCAAUAUCAGCAUGGUAUGAAGGCCGUGAUUGGUUUAACAGUUUAUGCAAAAGGGUGAUGGAGCAAGACUGGUCUUGGAACCGGCCUGCUCUUGACUAUUUGGAGCUUUACCAUGCAGCACGCAAAGCAGAAUGAGAUUUAAAUGAACAGAGGAAGUAAGAUGCAUAUUAAAAUUCAUUCCUUUUAUACAGAUUUAGUGGUAAGCUAUUAGUCUUUAGAAUAAUUUAGUUGCAAUAGCAAAUCUUAGUGAAAAAUGCCGCAAGGUGACAUCAGUUUGUAGAGACAUUGCAGAAUACAUUGAAAAAUAGCAAAUAUUAGCUUUACAUGGUUUUAGUAUGUUGUUAGAGGUCAUGUUUUUAACUUGUGGAAUACAUUGCAGAAUAAAUCGAAUUCUGCAAGUUCUUUUGGUGCAUUACUGAUUUGAAAAUCAAGAACAGAAAAAAGAGCCAAACUUUUUUGUC
This is a messenger RNA of Glycine soja, 4123 nucleotides long. Its product is annotated as starch synthase 3, chloroplastic/amyloplastic-like. The transcript has 17 exons. NCBI's taxonomy places the organism in Eukaryota, Viridiplantae, Streptophyta, Magnoliopsida, Fabales, Fabaceae. The record is from RefSeq and is a predicted model, not a curated record. Gene Ontology annotation, molecular function: alpha-1,4-glucan glucosyltransferase (UDP-glucose donor) activity; starch binding. The coding region runs from base 267 to 3797 and encodes 1176 amino acids.